Molecule: messenger RNA, 1175 nt
Organism: Trachymyrmex cornetzi
Lineage: Eukaryota; Metazoa; Arthropoda; Insecta; Hymenoptera; Formicidae
Exons: 5
Biological process (GO): regulation of transcription by RNA polymerase II
Cellular component (GO): nucleus; transcription regulator complex
Source: RefSeq, a predicted model, not a curated record
CCAUUGUGGAAUAGCAGUCUUCCAUAUGAAAAUCGAGGACCAGCAACAAUCAAAUUUUUAUGGUCGGAGAUUGAUGAAAAAUUAAAUUUAUAUCCUGGUACAGCAAGCUCUAAAUGGCGUAAUCUACGAGACACUUAUGUCCGAAAGUUAAGUGAGCAAAAUAAAUAUGUUCCCAGUGGAAGUGCUGCUGAAGCCAAACCUAAGUCAGUAUCAUGGCCAUAUUUUGAGUUAAUGGGAUUUUUACGAUCAACAGUAACACGUCGAAAGACAUUUAGUAACAUAAAACCACUUAUACCUUCUACUAACGGGAUAAAGAACAAGGAUUAUUGUGUUAAUGUAAAAGAACCAUUAAAAGAUCAAAAUUCUACAUGUGUUACUCCAUCAAAUUACAGAAGCAAUACUUAUAAAAAAGAUACUUUUUUAGAAAAAAAAAAUUCUGCAACAUCAAGUUCUACUACAAGUGAUACAGAAAUUCUAGAAUUUUUUCCAAAAAGUUUUGAUUCCCAAAAUCAAGCUUAUUCUAGAUCAACAGUACCAAAUUAUUCAUUAAAACGACAAAAUAUGGAAUUAGAGGAAGGAAUUAUACCCUCAAAAAACGUACAGGGCUUAGGAACUAGCAAUAUAGAUAAAAGAAAUAUUAAUAUACCAGAAAAAAGACGACGUCAGAGUAUUAAUAAAAAAGAAAAUGAGAUUCCAUUACUUGAACAAUCUUUAAUAUCAGAAAUAAAGAAAACAGAUGAAUCCAUGAACAAAAUGAUAUCUGAUCCAAUAACAGCUUUUUGCAAUUAUUUGGCAACGCAACUUCGUACAUUGUCACAACAUAAUUUCACAACAUGUCAAAGAAGAAUACUAUCGCUCUUGUUUGAACUUCAAGAUAAUUAUACUCAGUAAGAUUAUUACAAGUAGCGUUCAUUUGACGUUGGAAUUCUAGUCAUCUUCGGUCGCUGUAGCCAUAGAACUACAAUUCGAGUCUGCUGAACGCGACCAUUGUGAUCAAACGGAACAUGCUUCCUAUUAUUACAUUUCUAUAUUACCGAUUAAAUAAGUAGUAACAUUGCAUACAUACAAUAUACUGAGCAAUAUAUUUUUUUAUUUUUAGUUAUUUAAAGUUACGUAAAGUAUUCUAUAUAAAGUAGAUUCUUUUUUGUUAAAAUAUAAGAGAAGUAUACUCAGGU